CGUUACACAACGACUGGCUAAAUUAAUCUUCAAUGCCAAUUCACCGCUUAAUUGACUCGAUUACCCUGAUUCUCAUAGCAAGGAGAAGUUUAAAUGAAAACUAUGGUGCAUUGUCGAUUUGAACACGGCGUGAUUGGAGUCUUGCUGAUUGUUAUUUGGGUGCUUCUGACCUCGCCACAAGAAAACAGAUCAUUUCGGAGCCCUUCAGCUCCAUCAAAUACUGAGCCUGAGAGCAAGACUUCGUCGACCACGGCCUCUGACAAAGAUAGCGGCUGCGUCCCUCACAUUCCAAGCCCGGUUCUGUCAGACCCCUCAAUUUUGUCUCACUCAGCAGUGAUCAACGCGCUAGAUGAGUUAAAUUGUCGAUUUCCAAAUGUUCUUGAAGAUGACAGAGAUGGUGUAUCCGUUGCCAUCGUGCAUGCCUCUGCAGGCAGGAUUUAUUCGUUCAAUCAUGGAUAUAAGAGACUCAAUGAGAGCGAGAAAAUUUACUCUGGAUCGACUUCCAUAUCAACACAGGGAAACAGUUUCGAAUUGAUUGAUGGCGACUCCAUAUUUCGCAUAGCUUCCAUCACAAAAAUGUUUACGGUGCUUGAGACAUUGGUUCUUUCAAAGAAUAGCCACGCUAAAAAGGGAAGAUUUCGGUUGACUUUGGAUACACGCGUUAAGGACCUCCUCCCCCAAUUUUCACUGGAUAACGCUUUUGAGGAUGAUGUCAAUGAGAUAACGCUCGCCAUGCUUGGAAGCCACCGUGCCGGUCUUGAGCGGGACACCGGUCUUUUUCUCGUGGAGAACCUUUAUAAUAUCACCUAUCCUCCAAGACGCAGGGAAAUUCUUCGAUCAUCUUUCGAGGUUGAAAAUGUCCGAGAAUCGGCAGAUGAACAUCCAAUCCACCCAUCUAGCAAGCUCGAACAGGUGGGUGCCAGGAGAGAAUUCGAGUGGCCUCCCCAAGGCGAUAGACCUCUCUUUCCCAAAAGGUCUCGUCAAUCAUUCCUAGAUAAGCUCAAACACUCCGACCAUGUUUGGAGGGUAGGAGAAAUGGCAAGCUAUUCGAACUCGGGAUUCAAUGUGCUCGCCUACGCGCUUGAGUCUUUUGAGAGGCAACGGAAGGGAGAGUCUCUCCCGUUUCGAAAGUUGGUCGAAAGGGAUAUUUUAACACCAUUGAACAUGUCGCACUCCUUUCUAGGCCCUAUUCCAAGUCAUCUUUUGGAAUAUAUAACCACUCCGAAUUUGUACAAUGUCGUCGACCUCGACAUGAGUGAAGCAGAUGAUGGAGCUGGUGGCAUGUUCUCAUCUACCAACGACCUCUCCGUGCUCUUGCAAAAAGUACUGCUUUCACAAAACCCGGCCUUGAUAUCCGCCCCUCAGCGUCAAGCUUGGUUGCGACCUUCAUUUCCCAUUGCGGAUGGAAAUACGGCUGUUGGAAUUCCGUGGGAGAUUGGAACAUUAUCAGAAAUUGAUGAUGCCCCAACAUAUCAGGUUUAUUCAAAGGGUGGAGCCCUCCCAGGGCACUAUUCACAGAUAUCCUUAAUUCCCGAGCUCGAAUAUGGCAUCGCGACGCUGGUCGCCAUAGGAUCUUCUCAGGAGGAAUCUGACGUUGGCGCCUCAAAUCAAACGUCCCCGUCAAGCAUAAACAGCCUGGCUCACAGCAUCCUUGCCCCGGCAAUUCUAGAGGCAUACCACGACGUGCUGGAGCGGCGGUAUGCCGGAACAUAUGUUGCUCAACAACCCUCUCAAGUCUCCGGGAUCGCUGAGAUUGUAUUCUCCAAAGGCAUGCUUGUGCUCAGAAAGCUUGUCGGAAAUGAAGUGGAUGUUCUCCUGCGACUCGAUCAACUCUUUUGGAUGGAAGUUGGAAAAGGAGAUCGAAAGUACGGAGAUGGGGCGAAGUUGUGGGGCACAGGGUAUGAUAAUAUCUUCAGAGCUGCACCUCGAGCAGGUUGCUCAUGGGGAGCAUUUGAUCCUUACCAAACGACUUCUGGUAUUGGCCUCGACAAAAUCGUCUUUGAAGUGGACGAAUCUGAUCAACAGCAGCUGAUCUAUGAACCUCUGAAUUUACGACUUACAAGGGUUCGUAGAUAAGGCCGGCAUUGCCUUGGGUAAAUCGUCAUUCAUGAAAUCCGGUAGCGCAUAUUUAAUUCAUCCUUCUCCUUCUCCUGAUCGCUUGAUAUGCUUUUCUCUUUAUUUGAGCUGAAAUUGUUCCACUACAACGAAUGCUAGCAAUUA
Messenger RNA from Xylona heveae TC161, 2220 nucleotides. RefSeq names its product beta-lactamase/transpeptidase-like protein. Lineage: Eukaryota; Fungi; Ascomycota; Xylonomycetes; Xylonales; Xylonaceae. The coding region runs from base 94 to 2076 and encodes 660 amino acids. The record is from RefSeq and is a predicted model, not a curated record. The transcript has 5 exons.